UUGGACCUCUAAGUUUUGAGUGUUUGGAGUCGGAGGUUUAACAGGGAAUGGGUGAAGAAGAGGAAAGAAAACAACUGAGAAUGGAAUCGAAAAAGGGGGAGGAAGAAGAAAGCAAAACCACCAUGACUCCAUGGGAACAACAUGCCAGCAUUAUAAGCAUUCCUCGCUUCGAUUACAAGGCUCCAUCUUCUUUACUUCAACGCUCUCACUCUGCCUUCCUCAUCACUUGCACUAUCAAGAGGGAGAAGAGCGCUACCAAAGAAGCCAUGUCUAUCUUUUCAAAGUAUGUUGGGUCCUUCAAGAGUGAGAUCUCUGGCUCUGAUGCAAAUGCUGAUUCUAAGAGAAGGAAAAUAUGUACAGAAGAAAUUGACCAGAAUAUUGCCAAUAACGUUGACAGUUCGGAGAUCACUGAAGCUGCUGGCGCAAUUCCAAAUGAUGACCAUUUUUCCUUUGCAAAGACUGAUAAAAGUGGAGCACCAGAUUUUGUUCUUUCACUAGUCAAACUGACAAGGAGUGGUUUGCUUCUACUUACGUUCCCUGGGGAGAACUCUCUGGACACAAUUGAUAUUGUUUCAGAUAUUUUCCAGGAUCUGGAGUCUGGGAGUUUAAAGUCACCACUUUGGUGUCAUCGCAUCUUCCCCAUUCAAGCUACCUGUUCUUUGAAUGAGAAGGAACUGCAAGCAGUUGUAUCAAAGCUUGUUCUUCACUUUGUGAAUGAUAAAAGGAACAAACUUGCACUGCCUAUAAAGUUUGCAGUUGGGUUCAACAGAAGAGGAACUGAAGAGAGCCAAGUGAAGAUUCCAAAAGAUGCUUCAAAGAAUUCUGAUCUAUCUGUUUUAUUGGAUCGCAGCAAAUGCUUUAGCAUUGUGGCUGCUGCUGUUAAGGGCAUUGUUUCAGAUGCAGUUGUGGAUUUGAAAUCUCCAGAGCUAUCUAUUCUUGUUGAGUUGCUUCCUCUUUCUGGAGUACCUAAUGGAUCGCUAGUGGUUGGUGUGUCUGUUCUACCCCAAAACCUUGUUAGUACUAAGCCACGACUCUGCAUCAAGCCACUGGUUUGCAAUAAAAGUGGAAGGAAUGAAAGUUAAAGCAGCAUAAAAAUUCAUCCAUGGUUGAAUUGAGCCCUGAUGACUCGCAUGAACAAGAAAAGGAAGAACUGCCUGGCUGCAAACAUGGUAUAUAUCGUUUUUUUACGCAUGCAUGUAGAGUUGUUGGCUUGCAACGACCAUAGAGAGUGAUCAAGAAACAUGCUUUGGUCAUUGAAGGGUUUUCUCAGUUGUCAAGACCUGCUAUGUGAAGUAGACAUUAGGAUUUACUUUUGAACAUGGAGAGAGUUGGGGAACUUGAACUUGUAGCAUUGUCCUUAUAUGGUUAUAUGAUCUAUGCUAUUCCAAGGUAGCUUUUCAAAUUGGUAUGCCGUGGGAUGUAACGAAAUUCACUCUCAUAUGUCACUCCCAUCACACCGGGAUGUAACCUUGUAUCUUUAGGUCCAAGUAGGGAUGAAAGGUUUUUUGGUACAUCUUUUUAUCAUAGAUUCGAUGCUGUUUAUUCGUU
Molecule: messenger RNA, 1548 nt
Organism: Theobroma umbraticum
Lineage: Eukaryota; Viridiplantae; Streptophyta; Magnoliopsida; Malvales; Malvaceae
Biological process (GO): tRNA modification
Molecular function (GO): RNA binding
Source: RefSeq, a predicted model, not a curated record